Molecule: messenger RNA, 1201 nt
Organism: Mollisia scopiformis
Lineage: Eukaryota; Fungi; Ascomycota; Leotiomycetes; Helotiales; Mollisiaceae
Exons: 3
Coding region: 415-1131 (238 amino acids)
Source: RefSeq, a predicted model, not a curated record
GUUCAUGGUUCCGAGAGCUUUUUCUGGAGACCGGAUGUCUGUGCCAAGCAGCAUUAUUUUGCGGAGUCCUAUGUCUGGUCUAUUCGUGUUUCUUCGAUGUCCGCCAUUCUGAGAGAACGACUGCGCAAGAGUGAGCUGCAACGAAAUAUAAAGGUGAUAAGUUGUCUUUUGUACCUUGUGAGGUUCGCCUUCAGAAAUCGUCUACGAUGAAGAUCGUAGACGAGGAUGUAAGCAGCAGCAGUAUGCGCUUUUCAAUGGAGAAGAGACACUAGGAGAAAGAAGCGUACCAGGUACGCGGAGCUUCUGAAGGCAAACCAGAUCAAUGUCGAUGAUCCAGCUGGAGAGAAUGACACAAAGGCGCGUUCUGGCCUUCGAGAUGGGGGCCAGACGUGGCUCAAGAAGGUGGUACUUCUAAUGAAUCUGCAUCGAGGCUCGGUCACAGAGGACGACGUUGCCGGCCUUCUGCCAGUCUCGAUGCAGCAGACCGCCACUGCCAGAACAUUCCUCCAGAAUGUCGACUUCGUUCUCAAAGCGAAGACCGAAAUGCUGGGCGGCAUUGUCAAGAAGUUCGCAGCUUCUAUGGUUAUCUGGUUGCUGUCCACGCCAGACUUCAUUACUACGAAUGAGGACGGCAGUCCCAGAUGGCCCUUCUCCACGCCUACUGAACGACUAGCUUUCAUCAAUGCCAUGAUGAGGAAGUAUGUCAUUCUCAUGCCAGCUUUUUUAUACAAGGUCUCGCCCGGCCUAGAUCUACAAUGGGUCUACGGCAUGGAUUCAAAAGCAACCCCUGAGGAGAUCAUACUCCGCAAUAAUAUGAAAAAGGAGAUGCGAGUACGGAUAUGUCAGUGGCUCCAGGCUACGUUCCAGGGUCUCCUGAAGGUGAACACAAGUCUUCGGAAGGACGCAGCCGCGUCCCUUCAAUAUUCGAAAUGGCUUCGUGCUCAACUGCCCGCCUGUUCGAACAACCAAGACACUGGGACUGUCGAUUUAGAUGACUGGGUCGUUCGCUUAGACGUGCCGAAAAUCGCCAAACAAGGACCGUGGUGCCAUUUCCAAAUCGACGCUGAUCUACCCUCCUCUCCAUCGUUGCUCGGCACUCAUUCUCCACAGCAUCCACUGUCAGAUAUGUGACCUAGAGGCGCUAAGAAGGACAGACAAUUUGAGGGAGUAGGGCUGAUCGAACAUGUAAAUGCUACUAUUA